AAUAUAAACAGAACAGCCUUGAAAACAGUCGAAAUUUUCCAUCAUAUUUACAAAAAAAAACUAAUUUAGCCAAUAAGAAACACAACAAGCGCCAGCAACGAAACACCAACAAACCAAACCGAAUAUUCCCAUUUCAUUUCCACGAAAUGUUUCAAAUAUCCGAUUUACAAAUACUUCCAUAAUAAAUAAUUUUUUACAAACCGCGUUCGUCGCGAUAAUUUCAGUUCACCAUACAUCCGCACAAUUCAAUGACCGUUGAAUAAAUUGAACGUGAAUCACAACAACAUAAUUUUACGGGGAUUUUCUGAAAUGAUAGUUAACAUCAUAUAAAUCUGUAACCGAAGCGAGCGACUUUAGUCUCUCGUGGCGUAGUCCCACCACACUAUUAUGCUACCAGAUAAAACAAAGCUAUCAAAAUCAACUGAGAAAAGUACUUGUCGACGGUGGAAAAUCAUACAAAAAAUCGUCCAUUUUGUUUGACAGCGGAAAUUGCGUUCUAGUGUUCAUCGUUUCACUCACGAUGUCCAUAGCAAUAGCGUUUGCUUUAAUGCUGACCGUUUUUCAUGCUACUAGUGCUACCGAGGACCCUCUAGAUGUCUUCGACAACGCUAAUUCUAUAGAAGAGCUUCUGCCUCCUCACGAGUUCGUCCACAAGGAAACAUGGGGUGGAAAACUGCCUUCGCACGUCCAAAAUCUCCAACACCCUCUAGAUCUAGUGAUUAUAGCCCACACAGCCACCAGUGUUUGCACAACUUUGACUGAGUGUUCCAAACUAGUGAAAGCCAUACAAAAUUACCACUUUCGUCUAAAAAAAUCUGACAUUGGUUACAACUUCUUGAUCGGUGGUGAUGGAAAUAUCUACGAAGGACGGGGUUGGGAUGCCGCUAACAGUGUCAAAGAUAAGUCAAUUAGUGUCAGUUUCAUUGGAAAUUUCUUGUAUGACCACUUGACCGAAAACAUGGUUGAUGCUCUCCAAGAACUGUUAAUAGAAGGUGUCGAACUUGGAAAAUUGAAAGAAGAUUACAAAAUCGUGUGCCAUAAUCAAACCAUCGCAACGCUGAGUCCAGGACAAAACGUUUACGACGUGGUGAAGACCUGGAAGCACUUUAACCCCGAACGACUACGCUAAAUUUGGUUUUUGGUUCCUUGAUUCAGUAUUUUGAGUUUCUAGUGUGAUUAUUUUCUAAAUAAAUGGAAAAGAAAAAUAUAUCGAAAUUAUUUCAGUGUGAUUUUUAUCAAAGAAAUAGAUUGUUUGUAUACGGUGGUGGGAAAAUAAAUGUUUAUUGGGAUUAA
This is a messenger RNA of Zophobas morio, 1293 nucleotides long. RefSeq names its product peptidoglycan recognition protein-like. The transcript has 2 exons. Gene Ontology annotation, biological process: peptidoglycan catabolic process. Lineage: Eukaryota; Metazoa; Arthropoda; Insecta; Coleoptera; Tenebrionidae. Bases 521 to 1129 code for a protein of 202 amino acids. Gene Ontology annotation, molecular function: N-acetylmuramoyl-L-alanine amidase activity; zinc ion binding. The record is from RefSeq and is a predicted model, not a curated record.